This is a messenger RNA of Prorocentrum cordatum, 2538 nucleotides long. The record is from the annotation of a GenBank genome assembly. NCBI's taxonomy places the organism in Eukaryota, Dinophyceae, Prorocentrales, Prorocentraceae.
GUGCCACUACCCAUGGGCGCCUGGGCGCGGUCAGAGAGGCACCCCGACUGGAUGAAGUUCUGCAGAGCGAUGAAGGACGACACCUCGGUGGAUGCUUCACUCGAGGCGACCGCGGCGUCAGCAGAGGAUGCGCGCAACGAGAACUUCGGCGAGGAGACCGUUGACGUUGUCUCGCGAUGCGGUUUCAAGAUGGAGACGCACUUCAGGAUGCACAAGGACGCCGAUAUUCGUGACGUCGCUCGGGCGCCAGCCGACGUCGACCUGAAGGAUUUGUCCCUGGCCGCCAGCGCCAUGGAGAUGCCCGGCGGCGCCAGCUGCAGCGGGAUCACCACGGCGAGCCCCGACAAGCCCCACGUGGACAUUAGCAGGGUGGAAGAGUACCUCAUUGAAGGUAGGGUUCGGGCGCAGAGUGCUGAGCGCCAUGUUUACCGGGAGCAGGCGAAGAAGGUCGUCAAGGCUGAGGCCGCCAACGUGAAGUCUGCGAUGCCCACGGUGAUCCGCGGCAGGAACCUGGCCCCGCCGAUCGACUCCAUCAGGUUCGAAGCUGCGCUGAAGACGAACGCUGGCGCUGCCACGAGGGAUCAGCAGCUGGAGACGCAAGUCAACCUCGGGGCUAUCUUGGACGGUUCCACGCUCGGCGAUAGGGAGUGCGCUCUUCGUCGAUUCAAGCCGGCGCUUAUCGACGCGCAGAAUCGGAAGCAGGAGUUGUUGCAUCUUAUCGAGAAGGCUACCGAGCUCAGUGUCACGAGCCUCCACAUCAUCAAGGACCCGCAGGUGAGCUCGAGGCACCUCCGCGCGUUGAUCAAGGGCGGCGUCGGUGUCACGGACUGCCCGAAGUGGUGCUUGGCUUGGCUGAGGGCUGGCCUCCAGCGUGACACUGACGCGGAGGCGCCCGUUGAGGACAUCCCGAGCCAGGCGAGGGACGACUUGCUCAACUACCUCAUCUUGCCGAUGGUCAAGGAGGGCGAGAGUGCGUUGACGCAGAUCAAGGAGCUGCGAAAGAUCUUGGCAGCAUUGCUGUGUGCUGUCAUACUGGGCACACUCGGGGACCACUCCUUGGAUUCAGUGGCCUGCAUCGGAGUUGACUUGACGAACUUUCGGAAGAUGCUCCAUGGCGAGGUUGACAGAGAGCGGGCGUCCUUCAGCCGCGAAAUGGACGAUGCCGAGUUUUGGCGAGCGAACAAGAACCAGUGGAGGCGCGCAGCACAGGUGGACAUGAAGGGAGCACCUCUCAUGAAGGCGCGGUUGGCCGAGAUCGGGCAACAUCAUAUUUCCUCGACGAUCAGGGCCACCAGCGAUGACCUCCAUCGCUGGUUCGUGGCAUGCAGGAGUGGUACCGCAAUCUCCAUCGUGAUGGCCGUCGUCGAGGCAGCGACGGGCACCGCAGACAAGUACACGACCGCCACUGGUACUGAGCGCGGAUCGUUGGUUGGAGAGCUCCUGGAGACUCAAGCGGGGCUCACUCGCUUCGACCAGCUGUUCGCCAACAAGUCUUCCCCGAAGAGGGUGCGCGAGCUCUUCGAGGAUGGCCUGGCGACGCUGCUUGAUGCCAUCCGAGAGAUGGCAGAGAAGGCACCCCAGACAGCGGCAUGCAACUCCAUCCUGAAGGUGCCGAAGGACUUUGUUGGCAAUACAGACAAGGGCAACGCUGCAAGUGAGAUCAGAGUGGCGCUUCUCUCGAACAGCAAGGUGAAGUUCUCUACCGCGGAGCACUACGACGACAUCUUCAAAGCGUUUGGCGCGGCCGCCAACCACGACUUCCUCAAGUACAGGCCCGGCUCGGAUGAUGACUUGAAGACCGCCCGCAUGAUCAAUUUUGGCGGAGACGUGGAGUUCCUGCGAGAGCUCUGCAAGCUAGCGGCGCUCGAUGCGCAUGGGGUAUUGUCGCGCAUGGGCGGCGCGGCUCAGCAGGUCACGAAUGACGACGGCCCUAACUACUACAAUCACCUGGUCAAGGCCAUUUCCACCACCAACGCCCGCGCGGCCGCGAGCGCCAAGCUGGGCGCGAACAAGCGCGGCGUCACCCCGCAGAUGGCACUCGACCAAUACAGGGAUGCGGACGUGGAGCAGGCCCACACUGAGUUGCAGAACCACUGCGCCAAUUUGGCCAAGCUCGCCUUCUUCAACGAAGAGGAGGUUUGUUGGAAGCGCGGCCUCUCGGGCGACUCGCCUCUCGAAGACGCGCGCGGGCAGGCGAGGGCAAGUAUCUUCUCCGCGAAGGGCCUGGCCGCGAAGACGCGGAAGGCCAUCGGAGACAUCGAGAGAGCCAAGAAGAAUCUGACGGACACAGCCGUGUCGCACAAGAAGGAUUUGUUGCCGACCCAGCAUGCCACGAUCGACAAUGCCAUGAAAACACAGCCUUUGGCGCACAAGGCGCGGCUCGAGGCAGGUGCGCUCCAGAUCCUCUUCGACGAGAAGCAGACGAUGGCGGGCAAAACGACGGCGGUGACGUCGCUGCUGGACUUGCUCCCCCAGGCGAGGGUUUCCAUCCGAGACUUCCACGUGGCGGCGCAGAAGAGCUUCAACGAGUUGCCCCAG